Messenger RNA from Paramormyrops kingsleyae, 2290 nucleotides. It is a transcript of the gene camk2n2a, whose product is annotated as calcium/calmodulin-dependent protein kinase II inhibitor 2a. The record is from RefSeq and is a predicted model, not a curated record. Gene Ontology annotation, molecular function: protein kinase binding; calcium-dependent protein kinase inhibitor activity. NCBI's taxonomy places the organism in Eukaryota, Metazoa, Chordata, Actinopteri, Osteoglossiformes, Mormyridae. Gene Ontology annotation, biological process: negative regulation of protein kinase activity.
CACAAACUCCAAUACAUGCUCGCACCCAGACACACAAACAUACACACGCACGCACACACAUCACUUUAAACCCGGAUGGAUGACUUCACUGUUCCGCCUGGGUUUCCUUUAUGAUCCCGGGAUCUCCCAUUUUUCUCAUCAGACCUCUCUGAACACGCACACGAACACAACACCCAUAAACACGGCUCUCCGCGACGUUGUCAAAUUGGGUCGUGCGCUCCGGCUGUGCGAAAGAGGUGCUACAUUUGCGCUUGAGAUCACUUCAAGAGGAUCGUCUGAGAAGUGCAAUUAUUCGCGGAAGUCCAUCUACCAUUGACCGUCGGCACCGCUUUCAUCCGUUUUUUUACCUUUUCGGAAGAGGCUCAUUGUCAGUGCCAUAAUGUCCGAGGUCCUGCCAUACAACGAGGGGAAAAUGAGCGGAUACGGAGCAGAUAGCGAAGUCAGUCAAAUGUCUUUCAGCUGCGGACUGCAAGACACCAACUCUUUUUUCGGGGCAUCGCAGGGAAAAAGACCCCCCAAACUGGGACAGAUUGGCAGAGCUAAACGAGUGGUUAUUGAAGACGACCGAAUAGACGAGGUUCUGAAGGGAAUGACAGACAAAUCAUCACCCGGCGUUUAAACGGGAACGAUGCCUUGCAGACUUUUUAUUUUAAUCACCGAUUUGAAGCACCUGUCGGACGUGCAUGUGUUCAAGGAUUGUAUAGGAGAAACGAAGGCACGAAGCGAUGACGAUGACGGGGAAAUGAAGGAGAAAGGGAAAGAUGACAACGGAAGACCGAGAUUUAUUUUGGGGUUGCUGGCAAUUCUCCAAACGAAACCCGAUUUAAACCACUGCUGAGCAGCACGAUACCGUGACGGCAUCACCGCAGCUCCGUUUCUCCACCUUAGCCGAUUUCUACGAUGGAUGAUGAACUUGCCAUUAUUUCAUGACCACCGUCUGCCAAAACGCGCUGUAAGCAACAAAAAAGGAAGAAAACAAGAAAACAACAACAGCAGCAACAUCUGGAAGCGAAAUGUCGCCCGAAGCUCUAUUUCUAUAUUUGUACAGAACUUCAGUUUGAAGACCAUCUUCUCCCGAUAUAAAGCUUUAUGUUGAAAACACAGUCGGCAAAACAGCAUUCAAACGAGCUGUUUCAUUCAGUACUAUCCACACGUAGAAUGCAUUCCGAUUGCUUGCUAGAGAGGUCUUUAAAAUAGCCUAGACCAACCGGACAAUGAAGACCCAAACGACGAGACCUGGUGUAUGUAUUAAUGGGGUAAUCAACACAAGGGUAUUUCAUUGUAUUAGCCCACCCCUUUCUUUUCAAUUUUGCCCGUCACAAACAUGCUGAGAAAUAUAUAUACGUAGAAAAAGAUUGUACUAUUUAGUCCCCCCAGACACUAUGAUGAUGCAGGUCGGCUCUUAAUUUAUUGACACCUGCGCUUAUCAGUUUCACACCUCGCGUUCAAAAAUAUCGAAAGAUUUCUGGACGCCAGCAGGGAUGGUUAAACACAAAUACAUGAAAACAUUAAAAAAAAAAAAGACUGACGGGAAUAAUUUGAAUUACUAUUAUUAUUUAUUUCGAUUUUGCGAUUAUGUUUUUGUCUUACAUAAAUAAAAGUCGACUUUUUUUUCCUCCAUCCUUUUUGUUGCAUGAACUUUCUCUCAGGUGCCAACACAGGCACCAGCACCAUUCUUACCCUGGCACGAUUCUUUUUAACAAAAUUCAUAUUUGUAUUUUUAUAUCUAACUAUUUGUUAUUUAAACUGAUACGCUCGUCUAACGUCUUACAAUUCAUCAACAAAAAAGUUUGUACUUUGGAGAGGAUAUUCUGAGACUACCGAAGAAUCUAUGAGGUUUUGUCUGUCUCAAUCAAUAUCCAGUGUGGGACGCUGUUUUUUAAAGAAAAAAGACUUACUGAAUGUGUUUCGGGUUUUGCACACAUCAAUGUUUAACUAUUAUUGAUAAAUCGUAUAACUGUGACUUGAGCUUCGUUGACGGAUUCGUUAGAAUUGGCGAUUUUAGAGUCUGUUGCGCUGUUUACGAGUAUACUCAAAUAACGCGCUGUUAUUUGACAGAUUUUUGGACAUUACCGUUACGUUUUUUAAUUUAAAAUCUUUUGUAACAUUCUUUUACAGAAAUUGAAUAUGGUUUGUUGUGCAUGAAACCUUAAUAUUUUCAAUAAUGAAACGUCAUUUUAUGAAGCAAAAAAGCGACGAAAACGUCAUGACAUUCUAAGAAUGAUUCAUUGUAUAUGAUGAUGCCAUUUUCACUGUAUUUGGUGAACUAAUAAAUGGUGAAAUAACAGUU